UCCUAGCGAUGCGUCUGAUGCAAUUAUAGUCGGUUGAUGCAAUCUGUUUCUCUUGUUCGUAGGGUUAUCGGCUUGUGAUGGUUUUUGUUAUAUUGUAAUGGAUAAGAGACCUAUACCAGAUGCCUAUUUUACAGUGAAACAAACGUAUUCACUUGCAUAAAAAGACGGGUUACCUUUACUUAGUUUUUAAUCUUAAACGCUAACUUUUUACUAAAAUAAAUAUAUUAAAAAUUCCGGAAAAACCAUAUAAUUAUCGAGAAUGUCGCGCCACGUGGAAGCACAAGGCUUGGGCGUAAACGAUAAGGCCAAUGGAAGUAGAAAAGGGAAAGUAAAACUCAAAAGUGAAAUAACUUUGGUGAAUGGCGUAGCAAUUAUUGUUGGAUGUAUUAUUGGAGCGGGCAUAUUUGUUUCACCGCGAGGUGUUUUUGCUUACUGCGGUGAAUCAGUAGGCCUAUCGCUUGUCGUCUGGACACUAUGCGGUAUAUUUUCUAUGUUGGGCGCCAUGUGUUACGCUGAAUUAGGAACAUCUAUUGUAAGAUCUGGUGGAGAUUACGCCUACAUCCUAGAGGCAUUCGGGCCUUUACCAGCGUUUCUUAGACUAUGGGUAGCUCUUCUUAUAAUUCGACCGACAGCUCAAGCUAUCUUGGCACUCACCUUCUCUCACUAUAUCAUUGAACCCCUCUAUCCACAAUGUGAACCGCCUAAUGCAGCUGUGCGGAUCCUGGCGGCUCUUUCCCUCGGCUUUCUGACAUAUGUAAACUGCAGGAGUGUACGUUGGACAAUGAACAUUCAAGACAUUUUUACCGGAGCUAAGCUGUUAGCCCUAGCUAUCAUUAUAAUCACAGGCGUAGUGUGUUUGUUCCGAGGAGAAACCACCCAUCUAAAGAACACUUUCCAUGGAGACUUUAAGGCACAAGAUAUUUCUUUGGCUUUCUACUCGGGCUUGUUUGCUUAUGGAGGAUGGAACUUUCUGAACUUUGUAACGGAAGAGCUUAAGAAUCCUUACAAAAAUUUACCUCGAGCUAUUUGGAUUGCAAUUCCUAUCGUGACAUUUGUGUACGUUUUUGCCAACGUUGCGUAUUUUACAGUCGUUUCACCACUUGAAAUGCUAGCUUCGCCUGCCGUUGCCGUGACAUUUGCAAAUAAAAUGUUUGGGGUUAUGGCUUGGAUCAUGCCGAUAUUUGUGGGAUUAUCAGUAUUUGGUGGCGUCAACGGUCUUCUUUUCACCUCAAGUAGGCUUUUCCUCGUGGGUGCUCAGGAAGGCCAUCUACCGUCCAUAUUUGCAAUGAUUCAUUACGAAAGAUGUACCCCAACACCAUCACUUAUGUUUACGUGUACACUUUCUCUGUUAAUGUUGACCACUAGCGACAUCUACACUUUAAUUAACUACUUCAGUUUUAUCCAAUGGCUUUGGGUCGGCGUGGCCAUCGCGGGCAUGAUGUAUCUACGUUGGAAGAAACCUGAUAUGCCUCGACCAAUCAAAGUUUCAUUAAUUUUCCCGAUCUCCUUUUUCCUGUGUUGUUUAUUCCUUACCGUCAUACCUCUGUAUGCUCAACCACUACAGACAGGAAUAGGAUUGUUGAUAAUUCUGUCCGGUGUGCCAGUGCACUUUGCUGUCGUUAAAACCAGAAAAAAAUCGCCCACCCUUUCACUUAUUUCAGGGAGGAUAACUACAGAAUUGCAAAAACUGUUAGAAGUGAUGAUUCCAGAAAAAGACGACCCACUCUUGAGUAAUUGAAACAAUAACAAGAAAUCGUGAUAUUUGGUUAAGUGGGGAUAUGGAAAUAAGUGUCAUUAAUUUCUGAAAGUUUUUUUUAAAAAAUAAGUAGUAUCGUAUUGACACUACAUUCCACAAGAUGACGUCUUAGUUUUUUUACGAAUUUAAGACUGAAAGGUAUAGCAGAAUUAUCACAUAAUUAUUUUUGUGAAAUUUUAAAAGUAUGUUGUCCUAAAACUUUCAAACUAAAAUGCAUGUUUCAUUUUAUAAAUCAUCAUUGUUUUAUUAAAGACCUGGACAGAGAAUGUAUCAGAAUGAAUGCAUUACCCUUAAGUAUUUCAUUGGUAUAGUUACACUGUUAUUAACUUUUACUGAAUUCCUCUGAAAGUGUAGUUAUUUAACUGAACAUUUAAAAGGUCGGUUUUCAUUGAAUUCACGAAUCGGUGAAAGGCUGAAUAUACGAUCAGUUGUAGUUUGUUUUUCAAUUAUGACCAACUAAAUCAUAAAACAUGAUUUAUGUUAGCCUCACGUGGUUAGCGUGCCAUUUCGCGGAUCUGUGGUUCCAUGGUUUGUGUCCCUUAACGCCAAAAAAGUUUGGUUUGUUUUGAAUUUUGCACAAAGUUACACGAGGUCCAUCGGCGCUAGCCGUCCCUAAUUUAGCAGUGAAAAACUAAAGAGAAAGCAGCCACCCUUCAUCACCACCCACCGCCAUCUCGUGGGCUAUUCUUUUACCAAUGAUUAGUGGGAUUGACCGUCACAUUAUAACGCCCUCACGGCUGAAAGGGCGAGCACGUUUGGUGGGACGGGGAUUCGAACCCGCAGUAUGCGAGUCGAGCGCUCUACCCACCUGGCCAUGCUGGGCCUACCCCAGAAGAAAGAAUGAACAUUGCUUUACGCACUUUGGGAUUGUAUGACAAGAGUCGGCGGUGGGUGGUAUUUGUAACUUCCUUCUGUCUAAGCCAUCUCUUCAAAAUUAUGGACGACUAGCCUAGAGAGUCCCCGUGUAGGUUUACAUGAAAUUCAACAAGACAAAUAUUACUCCCUGUGUAGGUGAAGUGUUAUAUAUUUCAUAAUCCAUUUGCUUUUGAGUGCUUGCAAUUUCAGUUUUUAUAUUUUAUUUUAUUGGAGAAAGGAAGAAUGCAUUUUCUACAAAAGAUAAAAAAUUGAACAUGUUUGCUGUUUUCUUUUAGCACUUCUUUUUUAUGUUUCAUGGUGGAUAAUAUUUAAUUUAUAUAAUUACAAUUUGAAUUUUCACUCGGUGAUUAAAAAGUGUUAUGAAAAUAGCAAAGCCUAGCUGUUUUCCCUUUCAACAACUUACAAAUAGAAAAACGGUAAAUAAUUCCGCUUAUCGUUUUAUAUUUCAUGGUUGCUGAAAUAGACAAAACGGAAGUGUCGUUAUGCAUACGUGGCACAAAAUGAAAGGGAGGCCCACUAUUUUGAUUGGCUCGGAAAGUUCUAAUUAUGCAUUAUCCAUUCCUGCAUUUCACCACCUAACGUAUAUAUGCAUCCAUCCUGUGAGUGCAAUGUAUGAGGGGUAGAAUAUAGGAAUGGGUAAUGCAGAUUUUCCUCGUAUCCCAAAUGCUCUCUAGUUUCUCAUCAUUUUCCAUCCCCCACAAUUUUAGAAUAAAAACUUUUUAUUACUAGUGUAUGAGAAUUUCUGUCGAUUUUCCUCGAUCAAACAACACAUAUUUCACUAUGGUGUUCCAAAACUAAGUAAAACGAAAUAUAAGCAUGUAAAGGACAUUGUUAAUUUAUACAUAUACGUAUUGCUGAUUACAUUAGUGUCUGAAUUAAUGAAGAAACACGAAUCAUAGUAGAAUAUUAAAAACUCAGUAAAUAUGUGUGAAGAACGUGCAUUAUUGUGAUAUAUACAUGCAUACAUUUCUUAACACGUUACUGCCUGAACUGCAAGCAGAAGUAUAUACUCAUUAUCAACUUUAACAGUUAAGUCUGCUUAAGUCAUUAUGUAACAUAUAGUGGUAGUUUGUGACUGUGUAUGAAAGACACUUUCAUCACAAGCUGCAACAUGGAUGGACAGAUUUCACGUGGCUGCGCAAGGUGACAAACUGAGUAAUGUACGCAUAACGCCACUUCCGUUGGAAAUCGAUAUGAAAUACUAAGCGGUAAAAGUUUUCGUUAACAGAAAAACAACUUUGUUUUGCGUUACAAAUCCCGUCCCCCCCCCCAAAAAAAAGCUCAGGAAUUAACAGUACAAUCCCGGAUUAAAACUUGCAUUUGGUCCUUAUUUUGUGUUUUUGACAAAUUGAAAUUGACGAAAGAACUUGGAAGUAGUUUAAAAGAGAGGUCUUGCAUGGCCUGGAGGUUAGGGCAAUCUGUAUGUCGUAGAUUCGAAUUCCAUCACCGAACAUAUUCAUCCUUUCAGUAGCGGGGGCUUUAUAAUGUGUUGGUCAAUCCCACUGUUUGUUGGUAAAGACUAGCCCAAAAGUUGGUGGUGGAUAGUGUUGACUAGAUGCCUUUAAAAAUUAUAGAUGGCUUGCGCAAAUAGACCUCAAGUAGCUUUAUUGCGAAGUUCAACAAAUAAACAUGUUUAAAAGAGGAUGUACAUCGUUGUUUCUAUUUUAACGCUUAGUAGACUCGUUCACGAAUAAGGAUUUUUAUUCAGAAUAAUUUAUUGUAGGCUCAGGUGUUAAAUAUCUAAUUCUCCUAGAAUUCGUUUGUUUGUAUGUAAUUAAGCACAUUGAACCAUCUGUGCUGUGCCCACCACGGGUAUCGAAAUCCGGUUUCUAGCGUUACAAGUCCGAAGACUUACCACUGUGUCAUUGGGGGGAAAUUCUCUUAGAACAAGUAUACAAUGUGGCUGUCACCUAGCAACAUUUGACGUUAAUGCUUGAAUAAUUACUCUGAAUAAUUAAACUUUGAUGUCAUAUUCUUGACAUGGCAUAAUUUAAAAAAUCUGGUGUUUGUGGUGUGUGGAUUAGCGUGUUCUGGUUGUGAAUCCUUUAAGCAAAAACACGCUCCGCAAAUAUUUUGUCAAAUCCCACUGGUCUAUCUGUUCAAAAUUAGGAUCGAUUAUGCGCAGAUAGCUUUGGUAGAAACUUUUAAAAACAAAACAAACAAUCUAAUGUUGUUUAAUGGCAAUAUGUUACGUAUUUAAAUUAUACAGAUGCUUCAUUUUUUUUUCGGAAGUCUACCUGUUGUUAUUACGACAAGCGGGGUAAAUAUUUUGUUGUAUUAUAUAAUAUUUUAGGCAGUUAAAAAAAAAGAUGCGAAGUGCACAAAAUCAGGUUUGUUUCCCUGAUAAGUUACAACAGAUAAUGUCUUCUUUUCGUCUAAUAAUGAAUGCUAUUAUUAUGGAUUUACACCAUCUAUUGACCAGUUAGAGAGUUUACAAGCUCUUGAAAAUCCUGAUCGUCGUAUGCAUAGGAAAUUCAGUUGAUUAUAGUGUUUUACUAUCAUCGCUUUUUAAUUAAGGAAAUGUUUUAUAUAAUUAUUUUGUUUUAAAAUUUUUCUAACAAUAUUCUAUUGAAAAAUGCGAACUACUUUUGUCAGACCUUGUAAAUCUAGUUGAAUUGAAAUUAGGCAACUUUUGUUGAAAAUAUAUUUGGUUAUAUUUCCGGGAAGGAACCACGAAAAAAGACACAGACGCACUGUCACUUUCUACUUUUAGAAUAUUACAGGGGAACUGCUCACAGAAUUAACGUACAUGGGAACACAACACAGAUUCAUAUUGUGUAGCUUUGAGCUUAACAACAGCCAAACGUAUGUGAGGCGAGUGUGUACAAAGGAAUUAAUGUACUUGAGAUUUUUCGUAUAAUCACUAUUGAAUUAUUUUACAUACAAGCUACCAACCCGUUAUAAUUUAAAUAUAAUGUAAUAGGAAUGGAAGAUAGAUGAUUGGGUAUGAAGUUGGGUUUUCGUAGAAUUUUGUUAGUACUUUAACUGUGAAGUUACACUGUGGGUUUUCUACGCUAUGUUUGCCGCGGAGGUCAAACCCUGAUUCUUAGCGUUAUAAACCCUUAAGACUUGGGCUCUCUGCUGACCCAUCGGUGGUAAUUUUUAUGUGCUUAUCUCGAAGUAAACAUUUAAAUGACGUAUUUAUAGCGUUUUCUUUUAUGAAGUAUUGUAGUUUGGGAUUGUGUUUGUUAUGUUGUCAGUACAUAUAAACAGCUUGAAAUGAAUUAAUCCGACAUAGAUAUUUAAAUAUAUAUUGUACUUGAAGGGUAUGAUAUGUAUAUAUAUUGUAUUGUUUAUUAGGUACGAAUAACUUGAACUGAUGUUGAGCAAUUCAAAAUUUUUUGUAGAGAAACAAUUAUUUUUAACUUCAAACAUUAUCUGUGUAUGUGGUAUAUGUAUGAAUGUACAUAUGAAAAAAUAGAAAACUCGCAAGUUAGUAAUAAUACGACAAGAACAAAAUAUUGUCAAGAAUUGAUAUAUAUAUAUAUAUAUAUAUAUAUUCAUAAGUACCUUUAAUUUAUUGUUGCGAAUCAAACUUACAAAUUGUAUUUAAUUUGUGGUAUUUUAUCGUUUGGACUUGUACAAUUGGCGUAUUUUAAUAAAUCAAAUCUACAUUGUUAUGUUUUAAGUUUUACACGUUAAUGAUAGUGGUUGAUACGGUAGUGUACACUUUUAAUUGAUGGCUUGUUCCUAUUAUUAUUAUUACAUCAUAAAAUAAAUUUAACUUAAUCUAACUAUUGUGCUGAAUGUUAUAACGCAAACCUAACAUUUGGUGUGUCUUAAUUAUGUGUUUCAAACCCAACAAUACUGACAAAAGCUUAUGGAUUUACGACUUAAGCCUUACGUAACCUACAACAUUUCUGAAUAAAUUGUAGGUAUGCUUCAACAGGCAAAUAAACUUGUAUGACUUCUUAUAAUAUAUUAUUUCUAAUUUGUUCUCAACAUUUUCUGAUUCCUGAGUGUGUUCAAUCAAAUUUCUAGAGCUACAGAUGGUUUCCAGCCAUUUGUUCACAGGAAAUACAGUGAAAAAAGACAAAAAAGUAAAAAUAUUGUUAAUAAAACUUCGAUUUUCGCAGAAUUUAUAAUUUGUAUGUGCUUUCGGAAUAUAUUAAAGUGUUUCCUUUUUUGUUAUUGUAAAAUAAGUGAAAUUUAUAACUUUCAUUUUAAAAUUUCUACUCGAGGGCUAUCUGCGCUAACCGUCCCUCAUUUAGUAGUGAUAGAGGGAAAGCAACUAGUCAACACCGCCAACUCUUGGGAUACUCUUUUACCAGUGAGCAUAUUUAGUGAUGGGAUUCUAACUCUCGACUACUUUUAUUUGAAGAAAAGAACAACAGCUUAACACAUCAGUAUUUAGAAAGGGACAGGACGUAAGUUUCCGUUGACUAUUACGUAUACCAAUCUAUAGUCACUACAGAGGCAAGAUAUCACUGAGAAAAAAAAAGGAGUUAAAAUGAAAGGCAAUAAUAGCCAAUUGUGUAGCUUUGUGCUUAACUACAAAACAAACAAACAAUCCCAAAGAAAUGUCAAAUAGCUGAAAUCAUUGAUAUAUUCUGUUAGUUUGCUUUGAUUGGAUGUAUGAUAUAAUAUUUUCUUUGAUCAGUAGUUUUAAAAACUGAAAAGAAUGUUAUGUUAAACACGAUGUGUGUGUCUCGAGAGAUACGUUAAUAGUGUUAAUAAUCAACUUCAUUUGAAUUAACAAAUGUAUUGUUUCUGAAAUUUAAAUUGUAAGUUGAUUUCUUAUUUUAUUAAAGAUAUAUUUCGGUUAUUUGAUUUAUGCAUACAAUCCUACUUUAACCCUGUUUUUCGUUUUGUUGUGUAAUACAUUCAUUUAUAAAAGUUGGUGGUGGUUUUUUGUUGUUGUUUUUAAAUCGACAAAUAAGGAAGUUGCCCUUUUUCAGGUUAUGUUGGUGUAUAUUAUCCUUAAAUUGUAACAGACAGUUUACUUUCCUCGUGUGAAGAAAAGAAUAAAAAUAUUGAACAAAACUCUAUAAGUGUGACAUUCGUGUAUUUUAAGUGUUACUCUAUUAAUUUCGAACACACGAAUGUGUGUUCAUUAAAUUCAUGGAAUUUUUACACUUUAGUUUUAAGGGAUCUAUAAAUAGCAGCUGUUUAUUCAAUGACCAAGCGAAAGAUUCUACGUACACUGUUCUUUUUAAAGUAUCUAGACAUCUCUUGAACGUAUGACAUGCUAUACUCAGCAUGUUUGCAAGAGAACUCGGCAAGCGUAAACACAGAGACAAACCAAACAGGCCCGGCACGGCCAGGUGGUUAAGGCGCUCGACUCGCAAUCUGAGGGUCGCGGGUUCGAAUCCCCAUCACAGUAAACACAGAGACAAACCAAACAGGCCCGGCAUGGCCAG
Molecule: messenger RNA, 7992 nt
Organism: Limulus polyphemus (Atlantic horseshoe crab)
Lineage: Eukaryota; Metazoa; Arthropoda; Merostomata; Xiphosura; Limulidae
Product: large neutral amino acids transporter small subunit 2-like
Exons: 9
Coding region: 260-1738 (492 amino acids)
Biological process (GO): amino acid transmembrane transport
Cellular component (GO): membrane
Molecular function (GO): L-amino acid transmembrane transporter activity
Source: RefSeq, a predicted model, not a curated record